Messenger RNA from Cuscuta campestris, 1747 nucleotides. The record is from the annotation of a GenBank genome assembly. Lineage: Eukaryota; Viridiplantae; Streptophyta; Magnoliopsida; Solanales; Convolvulaceae.
UUUAUCAUAAAUCUGUGAUCUUCGUGUUCUUGAAUAUAUUCUGGCCCUUAAAAAAGCAAAUACUAACUAGAAACAAAAUAGGCCCUACCGGUAUGAAAAAACUCGAGUGAAAAAUGAGGCCGUAAACAUUUUAAAGAUAAAAAUAAAAAUUUAUUAAUUGAGUAGAAAUCUCAUAUUGCCCAAAUUCUAAAACCUUAAAAUCUUAAAUGAAACCUAAUUCUUCUUGAUCUCCAAAUCCCCAAUCAAUUCUACAUGGCGGCAUCCUCCUCCCUCUCGGACUCUUCUUCGUCUUUAACCGAACGCGAUUAUCGGCGUCGCCGCCGUCACAGGGAUCGGUCCGUGCUAAGUGUCCGGAAGGAAAAAAAAUCCCACACCAAAAGAUGCCACAAACGCCGCCGCUCGUCCUCGGAAAGCUGCAGCCAUUCGUCUUACUCAUCGUCUGUAGGCAGCUCUUCAGAUAGUGAUCACGAAUCAUCGAAACGUCAUUCAAAACACAAACACAGAGAUAGAUAUAGCAAGGUUGUGAACUGACAUUUUGUAACUUUGGGAACAUGAUAUAUGCUUGUUUGGUGCUUCGUUGAUUGAUGACAUUCUUCUGAUAGAGUGCCACAUAUGUUGUUUUAUGUUAUUAAUAUUUUUAUCGGGUCAAAUGUUUUAUUUUAAAUAAUUUAGUUACUAAGUAGUAUAUAAUGGGUAAUUGGGCCUAAAUUCUAGGAGUAGUUGCUAAGUAAUGUGGUAGUGAGCCUAAAGUCUAGGAAUAGUUACCAGGUAAUGUGGUAGUGGACCUAAAUUCUAGGGAUUGGUAGUUAUUUGGCUUCUAUAAAUGUUGUGGCUCAUUAUUUGUAACAGUUAUCCAGAAAGUAAUUCCAUAUUUAUUAUUAGAUAUUCUCCUUGGCUUUAUUACUUAUAUGAGUUUAAGAUUCUUACUCAUAUUUUGAUAAAGAUUUUUCUUUUAUUAUUUUAUGAAGUUAGAACUGUUAGAUGCUGCUUUCAUAAUUUAAUAAAAACUUCCCUUCAUUUAUUCUCCCUGCCACUCUUGAGUUCUAUCAUUUGGUAUUGGAUCCAUAAGAUCUUUAUGGGUUCCUUGUGCAAAAAUUCAAUUUCUCCAUUUUCUCUAUACAAUUUCUUAUCUAGCAGUUAUUCUCCUCGUGAAGUACACAAGUUACUUAGCAUUAUAGCUCGCCUUGAUGUCAUUAGUUCAAAAGCUACAACAUGUGAAGUACGAGGCAAGGGUUUUCAACAUGUGCUAACUAGUAGUGGAGUCAAACCUCAUCGAUUUCAUCUAGAGGUGAAAGGAAAUAAAAUUCAAAACAGAAGGGUAAGGUUACAUUCGUUCGUAAGUCCAAACACCCUACCAUUGCAGCCAACAACUUCAAUUCCUCCCAUCCAACAAGUAAUUUCCUUUGUGGUGACAAGGGAAUUUCCAUUGCAACUCUAAGUCAGAGCUUGACAGUUAAUGUAAAUGUGUUGUCGUCAUAGUUAUCAAGGCGCCAAGGCGAGGCACGGCACCAGCAAACCACCAGGACACCUAGUUGACUAGGCGACCAGCCGACCACGUAAGCGACUAGUCAUAUAUGAUAAAUAUAAUAGCAUUUACAAAUAUACCAUAAUUCAUACUCCCUUCGUCCAUAAAAAAGCUUCCCACUUUCCUUCUUGGGAUGUCCAUAAAUUAUCUUCCCAUUUCUAUUUUUGGCAAAAAAAGAGAGCAAAAUGUCUCUUUUACCCUUGCUAAGCCAUAUUUCUCCUU